AUGAAAAAGAGACAAGUAAGCCAGUUUAACUCAGUUCACGAUCCCAUAGGAUUAGCAGCUGUUCUAUCAGUCAAGCUCAAAUCCCUUAUGCGAAAGAUUACCCUCAAUAUUGACUGGAAAGUUGUACCAGAUGUGCUGUGCAAGUUAUGCUGCAUGCAGAGGUCAAUAGAGCAGCGAUUAGCUUACUUCGAUGCCGGUAUCACUCACUAUCUAGUAAUACGUCUCUUUGGAUUGUUCCAGACGCUAGUAAAAUGGCCGUCGCAAGCGUUUAUUUUAGGUACGAAUGGAUCAAUAAGGUCAAUGGAUUGGUUAGCAGUAAAACGCGACUAA
Messenger RNA from Strongylus vulgaris, 330 nucleotides. Lineage: Eukaryota; Metazoa; Nematoda; Chromadorea; Rhabditida; Strongylidae. The record is from the annotation of a GenBank genome assembly.